AUACAGAUGCAAGCAAUGCAGGCUGGAGAGGAGGCUGACAAUGUGGACCUGUCCGAUUUGGAGCGGAUCCGCUGUGAUCUAUCCCACGGCGUCACCGUCUACAAGAAACACAUGCGCAAUGUGCUUACAGUGUACCUGGGAAAACGAGAUUUUGUGGAUCACCUAGAUCGCGUGGAACCAGUUGAUGGUGUAGUUCUGGUGGAUACAGAUUAUCUGAAGGACCGCAAAGUCUUCGUCACCUUGACCUGUGCUUUCCGUUAUGGCCGUGAGGACCUCGACGUCUUGGGUCUGUCGUUCCGGAAGGACCUCUUCAUCUCAACUUUUCAGGCCUUUCCCCCGCUCCCGGAGGAGAAGAAGCCUCUCACCCGACUGCAAGAGCGCCUAGUCAAGAAACUAGGGGAGCAAGCACAUCCCUUCUACUUCAACAUUCCACAGAAUUUGCCAUGUUCGGUGACACUGCAGCCAGGACCCGAGGACACUGGGAAGGCCUGCGGUGUUGACUAUGAAAUACGUGCCUUUUGCGCCAAGUCCAUGGAGGAGAAGAUGCACAAAAGAAACUCGGUGCGUCUGGUCAUCAGGAAGGUACAGUUCGCCCCAGAGAAGUCCGGACCUCAGCCGGUAGCCGAGACCACCAGACACUUUUUGAUGUCGGACCGAUCAUUACAUCUAGAGGCCUCGCUAGAUAAAGAGCUGUAUUACCACGGGGAAGCCAUCAAUGUAAAUGUCCACGUGACCAAUAACUCCAGCAAAACCGUCAAGAAGGUGAAAGUGUCUGUCCGGCAGUACGCAGACAUCUGCCUGUUCAGCACAGCACAGUACAAGUGUCCAGUCGCUCAGAUUGAACAAGAUGACCAGGUGGCCGCCAGCUCUACAUUCUGUAAAGUUUACACUCUGACUCCACUUCUGUCUAAUAACCGGGAGAAGCGGGGUCUGGCCUUGGAUGGAAAGCUGAAGCACGAGGACACCAAUUUAGCAUCGAGCACCAUUGUGAAGGAGGGAUCCAGUAAAGAAGUGCUGGGAAUUCUUGUCUCCUACAGAGUAAAAGUUAAAUUGGUGGUGUCCCGUGGAGGGGAUGUCGCGGUGGAGCUGCCUUUUGUCCUAAUGCAUCCAAAACCCCCGGAGCCAGCGCCAAGACCUAUAUCCGAGUUCCCUCAGACAGAUGUGCCUGUUGACACAAAUCUCAUACAAUUCGAAACAAAUUACCCUCAGGAUGACGACAUUGUCUUUGAAGAUUUCGCCCGUCUAAGACUCAAGGGGUUGAAAGAUGACAAGGAAGAUGAUGAAGCGUACUGCUAGCCUUGCUUUUAGAGGCUGGGCCCCAUUGCCACUGGAGACUCCGCCCCCUUUGCCACAAAUGGGUUUUAUCCCCCCCCUUUUUUUAUUUGAGCGGAGACCUUACACAACUACACACACAAUGUGUAUCGAAUGAGCAGGCAGCAUAUACGUGUGUGUGUGUACAUAGGGACUCGCGGGAUACAAUGGUGGGGGACAGUAGAGUGUAUACGUUGCUGCACAGGCACUGUGAUGAAGGUUGUGGUAUAUGUUGGUGUACUCUGUAUUGUGAUGUCAUAUCUGUACACCUCCAUAUACUUGAUAUAUAUAUAUAUUGGAAACGGCAAGCAUAUGCAGUAUGGGGGGUUGUACAUAUGAUAGGACCUAUAGGAAAUGUACCAUGUAGGUUCGGGGGGGUAGACAUUGUAAAUAAGUGGCGAUCAUACCCAAUCAUGCAUAUACACACAGGUGUAACUGUCAUCGCUGUGUGCAUGAGUGACCUGCGCACACACACACAACCUACACACAGUUUUUAGUGUGUCGAUCAUAUUUUAUUAUAUUUCUUUUGUCAAUUUUGUAUAUUUUCCCCCUGCCGAUCGGUACACUCGUGGCACACCGUAUGCUGCACUGCCACCUUGCACUUUCCCCCUGCCCCGCCAUUUUAUUUUUUGUUAUUUUAUGUAGGACAUAAACGCUGUGAAUAAACAGGAGAUGCAGAGGUGUAAGAUCAAAUCCUCGGGGGAUGGAUCUCAAGGCCAGUUAAUGAGAGAACUUGUGACGUUGUGAUUUUUACUGGAGUUUUAAUUUUAUUCUUUUAUCAUUUUUUAUUUUUUAACCCGACUGAGGGAGACGAAGGUGCGACGCUUUGGUUCCUGCUGAUAAAGGAGGGGGCGCGGGGGAUUGCGUGGUCUCAGGGAGUCUUUCGAACUGCCAACAUCUCUUGUUCCGCCUUGCAGCAGGACAAGCCUAGAUCUGCUGUCACUGGCUCCUCUGGGGAAGCGGCUCGUUUUGCUUCUAAUAUGUGAAUUUUCCAGGGUGGGACACUGUGUCAUGUCCUCCUAUUCGCACAAACGGGUGACGCACCUGUCUCCUCUCUGUCCCCUCCCAAUGUUUUAAAUAUAUAUAUAUUUUUUUUUUGCCUUGAUUCGUAAUAUAUUUUGUCUUUUUGGAUGUAAAAUGAUCUUUCUGUGGUGUUUUAAAGAACUCCACAGGUUUUAAAACGCUUUAUUUUUUAUCUUUAUUUUUUUUUUUUGCUACAAAUAUUAGGAUGUGAGGAUUAACAAUAAAAUCUGGUGUAUGAAUGUG
Rana temporaria (common frog) is the source of this 2577-nucleotide messenger RNA. It is a transcript of the gene ARRB2, whose product is annotated as arrestin beta 2. Gene Ontology annotation, molecular function: angiotensin receptor binding. Gene Ontology annotation, cellular component: cytoplasm. The record is from RefSeq and is a predicted model, not a curated record. Bases 7 to 1296 code for a protein of 429 amino acids. Lineage: Eukaryota; Metazoa; Chordata; Amphibia; Anura; Ranidae. Gene Ontology annotation, biological process: G protein-coupled receptor internalization; signal transduction; positive regulation of ERK1 and ERK2 cascade. The transcript has 14 exons.